GCCGGGCGACGGCGGGCUGGCGGGCGCGGGCUGAUGACGGCGGGACGGGACGGACGGGCCGGGAGGAGAGGAGCGGCCGCCAUUACACAGAGCAACAACAACAACAUCAUCCAGCUGUUUACAUAGAAUAGUCAAAGCUGUAACUGAUGUGAGGAUGAGGCCCCAACUCCUGACGUGGGAUGUGAAGGGGACUCUGCUAUGUGUGCGCAGGUCAGUUGGUGAGCUCUACUCCUCAGAGGCCAAGCUCCACGGACUCCAGCUGGAGGCCAGAGCUCUGGACAGAUCAUUCCAAGCUGCCUUACAAAUGCAAGACAAGCAAUUCCCCAACUAUGGGCGAGGUCGGGGUCUGACUUCCCAGCAGUGGUGGGUGGACGUGGUCAAAAAAACCUUCUGUUUCUGCGGAGUGAGCGAUGAGCAGGUGCUGUCUCCACUGGCAGAGAAGCUUUACCACCAGUUCUGCAGCGCUGCCAACUGGGAAGUGUAUGGUGACGUACAGGACACCCUGGAUCACUGCAGGAAGAUAGGCGUCAGCAUGGCAGUGAUUUCCAACUUUGAUCGCCGCCUGGAGCAGAUUUUAGCCAAUUGUAACCUGCGGCAGUAUUUCCAGUUUGUGAUGACGUCAGAAGAUGCCGGAAUCGCCAAGCCGGAUCAGCGGAUCUUCCGUGCAGCCCUGAACCUUGCCCAGGUAGAGCCCAGACAGGUCAUGCACAUCGGAGAUGACAUCAGGAUGGAUUAUCUGGCAGCCAGGGCUGUCGGAAUGGAGAGCUACCUGAUCUGCAGAGGACAAGAGGAGGAGCCCUGUGGUGCGAAGCAGCUGGUGCCCAGAGCCCACAUCCUCAGCUCCUUGCACCAACUGUGUGACCUCAUUAAAUGAAGACUUAAUGGUGUGUGCCUGUCCUAGCAUAGGGCGGCACCGUGGCGCUGCGGUAGAGUUGCUGCCUUACAGGGCCAGAGUCCUAGGUUCGAUCCUGACUAUAGGUUCUGUCUGUAUGGAGUUUGUACUUUCUCCCCAUGACCGCAUGGGUUUUCUCCGGGAGCUCCCGUUUCCUCCCACACUCCAAAGACGUACAGAUUUACAGAUUAAUUUGCUUCGCUAAAAUUGUAAAUUGCCCCCAGUUUGCGUAAGAUAGUGUUAGUGUGACUCGGUGGGCUGAAGGGCUUGUUUCCUAAAUUAUCUCCAAAAUUAUCUCUUGUAUCUCUAAAUUAAACUCCAAGUACCCUCACCCUGACCAUCAAUUGCUGAUGUUUAGAAUUCUGAUAGUUAUUGAAACGUUCAGGUCGGAUUUGCUUCCUGAGAGAAUUAUCAGUGUGAGCUGGUGUAAAUUAUUGUGUUGGGCAGAGGGAUAUGUAACCCCAGUAAAUACUCCCUGAAUGAACAAACAGUGGAAGAGAUCUGCGCAAUUCUGUGGGUUGAUGCAAAUAGAUAACAUUUAUAAAAGAGAAUCCAACAGAUAA
Molecule: messenger RNA, 1455 nt
Organism: Leucoraja erinaceus (little skate)
Lineage: Eukaryota; Metazoa; Chordata; Chondrichthyes; Rajiformes; Rajidae
Gene: hdhd3
Product: haloacid dehalogenase-like hydrolase domain containing 3
Exons: 2
Coding region: 155-874 (239 amino acids)
Source: RefSeq, a predicted model, not a curated record